This is a messenger RNA of Knipowitschia caucasica, 261 nucleotides long. Lineage: Eukaryota; Metazoa; Chordata; Actinopteri; Gobiiformes; Gobiidae. The record is from the annotation of a GenBank genome assembly.
AUGCUGAGUGUAGACCGGGAGAUCACAAAUGGAACCAUCUCUUCAUUCAUAUCUGCUCUGUGCCUCAUGUUUGGGAGCUUCUACUGCUUCAAUAUACACUAUCCGUCUGGACUGGGUUCCACUCUUGAGUUUCUUCAAAGAUGCUUCUUCUCCAUAAAUCCUGAAAAAGGAACCAAAGUGGAGAAUAACAAGAGACAUCUCAACAUGAACCCCCGAGUACUCGCCCUGAUACAGGAACUUUCUGACCAUGAGUGGCGUUAA